This is a messenger RNA of Plasmodium adleri (nom. inval.), 2409 nucleotides long. RefSeq names its product transcription factor with AP2 domain(s), putative. Bases 1 to 2409 code for a protein of 802 amino acids. The record is from RefSeq and is a predicted model, not a curated record. Lineage: Eukaryota; Apicomplexa; Aconoidasida; Haemosporida; Plasmodiidae. The transcript has a single exon.
AUGAUGAAUUCAACAGGAGAAAUAAGAAAUUUAUGCUUAAAUGUUUUUAAUGCAGUUAAGAAAAAGUGUGAUGAAGACAUUGAAUCGAAUGAUGAUAAAAAAAGGAAUUGUGAUAAUAGCUCAGAUAUGAUAGAGAAGAUCAAAAAUAAUGAUGAUAUUGUUAUAGAUGAUAAUAAUAUAGAUGAUAAUGAUAUAAAUGAUAAUAAUAUAGAUGAUAAUGAUAUAAAUGAUAAUAAUAUAGAUGACAAUCAUAUAAAUGACAAUCAUAUAAAUGACAAUCAUAUAGAUGACAUCCAUAUAGAUGACAACCAUAUAGAUGACAACCAUUUAAGUGAUAAGAAAAAAUAUUACAAAUCCAAAAAAAAUGAACAAUAUAAAGAUAUAAACAAAUUAAACAAACAGUCUUCUUUAAUAAAUAAAAAAGAAGGGAAGGAUAAUACAUCUGUUCCUAUUAAUAGUAAAGGAAAAAGUAUAUCAAAAAGUAAUAGUAAGUGGAUGAAUGAAAUUAUCAAGAAAGAAUACAAUAAAAAGAAAAAUGAAAAGAACAAAAAAAAUAUCGAUGAUAAUAAAAAGAUAAAAGAUGAAAACAAAAAAAAAUAUGAAGAAAAUAAAAAAAAAUAUGAUGAAAAUAAAAAAAAAUAUGAUGAAAUUAAAAAAAAAUAUGAUGAAAAUAAAAAACUAUUUGAAGAAAAUAAAAAAAAAAGUGGAGAGAGCAAAAAAAAGAAUGAAUAUAAUAAAAAAAAUAAUUUAGAAAAUAAAAAAGAUGUUAAAUAUAAUUUUAAUAGAACUAAUUAUUUUGUUCCUAACGAAAUGAAUGAGAAAAUAUAUAAAAAUAAUUACACCAAUAUAGAAAAUAGAAAUGAAUUAAGAAAUAAUAUUCCUACAUAUACAAUGAAUGAUAAUAAUAAUAAUAAUAAUAUAAAUAGAAGUAAUAGAAAUGAAAAUAAUUUGUCUUUCUUAAAUUCAGGAUAUGAAGAAAAGUCAUCAUAUGUAUAUAAUUAUGAAGAGAAAUUAAAUGUGUCUUGUAGAUUUUUUAUAGAAGAAUCUAACCCAUAUGAAUUAGAUAUAAGAAUGUUAAAAGAAAAUUGUCUAACAGUUUUUGAACUUUUAUAUAGAGAAAAAAGAAAAUGGUGUUCACUAUAUAUAUCUACAACGAAUGGACCUAUGUCUAAUUUUAAUUAUCAUUUGUUUAAGAUAUUAUGUAGUGAUGAUGAGAUAUAUAUGUAUUUCUUCUUAUUCAAGAAAUUUAUUUUUUCCUGUUAUAUAUAUUUUAAUUUAGUAAGUAUACAAAUAUAUUCUAAUUUUUUGAAUAAUGAUGAAAAUGAAAUAUGUCAUGAUUUUAAGAAUGUAAUAAAUACAAACGUGGAACCAACAAAUAAUAAAAUUGAUAAGGUUUGUAAUGAUAUUGUUCAUAGUAAUAAUAAUAGUAAUAUGUCAUCUAAUACUUAUAAUAUAUCGAAAAAAAAAAAAAAUUUAACUUAUGAUAUAAAUGAACAAGAAAAAAAUAAAAUACAAGAUGAUAUAUUAUUGAAUAAAAAAAAUAAAUAUAUAUGCCCAAAUUUUUUUAGUAAUUCAACAAAUAUAUUAUCACAAAAUAUUAAUAGUUAUAAUAUAAAUAAUUCGAAUGGAUAUUCAUCAUUUCCUAAUACAUAUAGAGAUAAGAAUAAUAAUAUAUAUGAUGAUACAUAUGAUAAAAGAAAUUAUAUGUAUUUUAAAAAUAUGAAUAAUUUCUCAAAUAUUAAAGAUGAAGAUGAGAAGUUAUUUAAUUUUAUUUAUGAUCCUUCAAAACAUUUAUGUGGUAACAAAAUAAAUUAUUGUUCAAGUUAUUUUCAUUUUUUUGAUAAAAAUCAAGAAGAUAUUAAAAAAAAGUUACAGUUAUUUAUAAAUACACAUUCACCUACUAUGGUAAAUGUUACAGAGAAGUGGAAUAAUUUUUAUGAGAAUAAAAAUAAAAUAUACUCUUUUGUAGAAAAGUUUAAAGAUAUAAAAGUUUCUUCGAUUGAUCGUUUUAAGAAGGAUACAACAGAGAAAUUUAUAAAUGCCUUUGUUGAGACUUUUUCUUGCUCCAAUCGUAUUCAUUGGGGGAAUCAAAAGGAGGUAGAAGAAGACAAUGAUGGUGAUUAUGAUGAUAAAAAAAAGGAAGAGCAACAAGAAGAAGAAGAAGCAGAAGAAAUAGUAAAUCACGACAAUAAUAAUAAUGAUGGUAAUAAUAUGAAUGAUGGUAAUAAUAUGAAUGGUGAUAAUAAUAUGAAGGAUGGUAAUAAUAUGAAAGAUGAUAACAAAAAAAAUGAUGAUAACAAAAAAAAUGAUGAUAAUAAUAUAAAUGAUGAUAAUAAAAAUAAUAAUGAUGAAGAAGAAGAAGAAAAAAAAAAAAAAUCUAUCCACUUAUCAGCAACACAAUAUAUAUGA